AUGGCGGGCGGCCUCGUGCAGAACGAACGGAUUCAACAGGUUUUCCACCUGAGCCGGAUGAUGAGCAGCACUUCCAUCAGUCGUCUCUCGGUGUGUCACCUGGUUCCUCUGCUCUCUUAGCUGCUAAGUUUUUUAUCUCCGCUCUCCUCCAUCAUGCUGUUUCGAGCUCUGCUCCAAACGUCGCUGGUUCUCUGGUUGGCUCAGCAAACUCUGCAAGGCGGAGUUAGACCUCAGAGUGUAUCCUUUGGCAGAGUGCUGCCAGCCAGAGGUGUUGGUGUUGCACUUAGACCAGCAGUUUCAGGAGCCCUUGGAGCUAUGGGGAAUCGUUAUGGCAACAAAGCGAUGAAGGCUGGAAUUGGCCGUUAUCCUGGGGCUCAGCUCGGUCUCGGGGGUUACAGAUCUCUUGGAUUAGGAGGAAGAGCAGGCCUGAGGCAAGGUGGAUAUGGAGCCCAGGGAGCCUAUGGUGCCAGCCUGGGCACAGGAAUGGGAAUGGGGACUGGACUUAACGGACUGGGACUGGGCUUGGGCCAGGGAGGCAAACGAGGUUAUGGUGCUGGCGUCGGCACUCCGCCAGGAUAUGGGGCUAUGGCUGGCAUGGGCUAUCCUGGAGCCCGACCAGGAAUUGGACUUGGUUAUCCCACUGGAUCGAGGGCUGAGGAACAAAUACCCGGUGUGUCUGCAGCAGAUUUGGGGGGACCAGAGCUGGCCAGUCUGGGCCAAGCUCUUCAAGAUCUGAAGAGGGAAAAGGGCAGAGUACUUGUUCUCUUGAAGGGGAAAGGAGACAAAGGUUUUGUUCCUGAAACACCAAUUGGAGGGGACGGUAUUCUUGGUCCUACUGCACCUGAGUUACUGGCUGGAGUCCACAGCCUCGAACCGUUAGUAAAGUCAUCAAAUCUUGGAUCUACGAACCCUUUUGAUAAACCGAGUAAAAAUCUUGGUCUUGCUGCUUCACAAGCACAAGGAAGAGACAGUCAUGAGCCUACAGUCUUGAAAAGAAAGAUCACCACAGGCCAUGGAGACACACUGGCAGCUGGAGGAGUAAGACAGCAGCUGCCUCUGAAUCAAGACAACACCAGAAACCCCAUCUCCUCUCAGGCACAGAGUGCCAGAGACUACGAUUUAUUGAUUCAACAAAAUCAGCGACCCACAAACUGUGGAUCCACUCGUGAUCUCUCCGAGGUAUCAGAUAUCAAUCUCCGUGAGAUGUUGGGAUCAGAAAGGACUCAAGGUUUUUUGCCCCAGCUUCACUUUGGUAAAGGCAACAAACAUCUCGGACAUGCAGAUCAACAAGCAGAGAGAGAGAAAGGCUAUCCACUGCCUCAAGAUCUCACAGGUUAUACGGGUGGAGCGGGAAACUACCUGGGAGCAAGCUUGGGUGCUGGAGGCUACGGAGCAGGUUUGGGGCAGGGAGCAUACCUGGGUGGUGCGGCUGGCAAACAUGCUGCCGCUGCCGCUGCACUCGGACAGGGCGGGUAUCCUCAAGGUGUUCCAGGCUAUGGUGACGGUGCCACCGGGCUGCUGGGUGCUGUUGGAAAUGGCUACGGUGGAGACGCUGCAAAGGCUUUGGCUGCAGCAGGUUACGGGAAUGGUUACAGCGACGGUUACGGAGCUGGGCUCGGUUACCCAGCACACUUAGCUGAUGGGGCUGAGAACAAAGCAGGGAAGAAUAAAGCCCUCAGCACGGGAGGCUACGCCGGGCAGGCCCAGGGAGGAUAUGGAGCAGGAGCCGCUCAGGUUCCUUAUGGGAGCGCUCCAGUGAUUCCAACUGGACUGGAAGGUGAAGGGGGCUAUCCGUACGGCGCUCAGGCGCUCAGCCUCAGCGCUGAAGGUGCUAAAACCUCUAACAAAUAUGGAGCUUCUGCAGGAUACAGAGCUCAGCAGACAGGUUAUGGUGCACAGCUGGGAGCGACUCAAGAUGCGAUGGGAGAGCAGGCUGGCAAAUAUGGUGGAGUUAACGGUGCCCUUGGAAAUGGAUACAAAGGCUAAUUCAAAUGACCCGAAACCUCUUCAAGUGGAUAAUUUCCCUGAUGUGUUCACUGUAAUCUGUUCUAAAAGCCUUUUGUGUGUGUGUUUCGGUCCAUUUUGUCCUGUCCUGUUGUCAGUUAUGUCCUUGUUUUAUUCUUCUCGUCUUUUCUCUGUAAGGGGACAUUUGUUACCAGCGUCUGUUUGUCUCCCUGGUCCAGAGCCUUCAGUGCCCCACCAGUCUCAUUCUUUCAAUGAUGAAAAAUAUGGUGGUGAACAUAAACAUUAAAUUUGUGGCAAUGUUUUGAGAUAAUGGUUAAGAUGAAUGUUUUAUUCCAAUAAAUUAUAUGUCCAGGGAUGCUGAUUUGAAGCUUCUGAGUCACAACACUUGACCUGUUUACCUGAACACUUUGUUCCUCUUUAGUCGCAUCAGCGAAGCCUCAUUUGCACACAGGAAGCUUUACCACUUCCUUUCUCAUGUUGGGCAGCGCUGUCUGAGAUAAACGAAACACCAGCGUUCAAAUUGAAACUUAAAGUAAGAAGAUGAGACAUGAAAUACCACAAGCAGAUCAGAGAAA
Messenger RNA from Platichthys flesus (European flounder), 2540 nucleotides. Its product is annotated as fibroin heavy chain. The record is from RefSeq and is a predicted model, not a curated record. The transcript has 26 exons. NCBI's taxonomy places the organism in Eukaryota, Metazoa, Chordata, Actinopteri, Pleuronectiformes, Pleuronectidae.